CCAUAAUCGGUUAUAGCAACCUUGUAUGAUUUUCGGAGAAUGUGAAGAUUUCAUGACAGUGAAACGUUUUUCUCUCUGUUGAUUCAAACCUGUCGCGGACUACUACGUGAAGGCUAUUUAAAAGCAAGAUGUGCAGUAUGAUUGUAUUCGUAUGGGCUUAAAGACGUGAUAGGGACAUCUUCCCGAGGGCUCCUAUUCGCUUCCUGCGAAAUUUUCUCUCAAUUUCAUCCCGGACCACUGAAAACGAGACUGAUGGUGCCUCUUCUCUAGGGGCUGAUCAUUUGGGCUGGAAUUAAGUCAGGGAAGUAAUUGCAGCCGAAAAGACAGAGAAUUACAUCUCCCCCCCUGUCAACACAAGGGCAAGGCUCUGUCAAAGAUUCCCUGACAUGGAGCUCACUGAACUGGCCCAUCUGACCGGGGAACCUGCCGUCUGUCAAUCUGAUGUUAUAAGGCUAAAGUGAGGCGACUGGUGCUCCACUGCACACCCCUCAUGCAGCAGGGGACUAUGUCAAAGCCAAGGGAAAGCGUAUGGCUACCUAUUACUCUCUCACUGCUUGGCGUGAUGCGGAAUGUCAGUGUGUUCCUCUGGAUGGCUGCCUUGGCCCUGAGAUUCACUGUCACUCAUUGUCAACAAGCACAAUUCUCGGUCGUCACCACAAACUAUGGGAAACUGCGUGGAUUAAAGACCCCCUUACCCAAUGAGAUCCUGGGCCCUGUGGAACAGUACCUGGGGAUCCCAUAUGCUCUGCCCCCUACGGGAGAAAGGAGAUUCCAGGCCCCAGAACCCCCCGCCUCCUGGCCUGGCAUACGGAACGCUACUCAGUUUGCUCCAGUUUGUCCGCAGUACCUAGAAGACCGCUUCCUGCUCAGCGACAUGCUACCAGUGUGGUUCACUGCCAAUCUGGACACAGUGGCCACCUACGUGCAGGACCAGAGUGAGGACUGCUUGUACCUGAACAUCUACGUGCCCACAGAGGAAGAUAUCCAUGAUGAGAAUGGUCUGAAGCCGGUGAUGGUGUAUAUUCAUGGUGGAUCAUAUAUAGAAGGUACCGGGAACAUGAUCGAUGGCAGCAUCCUGGCAAGCUAUGGAAAUGUCAUUGUAGUCACCAUCAACUACAGACUUGGAGUUUUAGGCUUUCUUAGUACAGGGGAUCAAGCUGCAAAAGGAAACUAUGGAUUACUUGAUCAAAUCCAGGCACUCAGAUGGAUAAAGGAAAACAUUCAAGCUUUUAACGGUGAUCCAAAGAGGGUGACAAUAUUUGGAUCUGGAGCAGGAGCCUCUUGUGUCAGCUUGCUGACACUUUCACACUACUCAGAAGAUCUUUUCCAAAAGGCUAUUAUUCAGAGUGGCACAGCUCUGUCAAGCUGGGCUGUGAACUACCAGCCGGCCAAAUAUACACGGAUGCUGGCGGAGAAGGUUGGAUGCAACAUGGCGGACACAGUUGAGCUGGUUGAGUGCCUCCAAAACAAAAACUACAAGGAGCUCAUCGAGCAGAGUGUCACUCCUGCUAAGUAUCACAUUGCCUUUGGGCCUGUUAUUGACGGGGAUGUGAUCCCAGAUGAUCCACAGAUCUUAAUGGAGCAAGGGGAGUUCUUGAAUUAUGACAUCAUGCUGGGAGUGAAUCAAGGAGAGGGCUUCAAGUUUGUGGAUGGCGUUGUUGACAGUGAGGACGGCGUGCCUGGGAAUGAGUUUGAUUUCGCUGUGGUGGAUUUUGUUGAUCAUUUGUAUGGCUACCCAGAGGCCAAAUAUACUCUACGGGAAACCAUCAAGUUCAUGUACACAGAUUGGGCUGACAAAGAGAACCCAGAGACGCGCAGGAAAACCCUGGUGGCGCUCUUCACUGACCACCAGUGGGUGGCGCCAGCGGUGGCUACAGCCGACCUGCACGCCCAGUAUGGCUCACCCACCUACUUCUACGCCUUCUACCACCACUGCCAGAGCGACAUGAAGCCUAGCUGGGCCGACUCAGCGCAUGGAGAUGAAGUUCCCUACGUGUUUGGGAUCCCCAUGAUCGGCCCCACCGACCUCUUCAACUGCAACUUCUCCAAAAAUGAUGUCAUGCUGAGUGCUGUGGUAAUGACGUAUUGGACUAAUUUUGCCAAGACUGGAGAUCCUAAUCAGCCUGUGCCCCAGGACACAAAGUUCAUCCACACCAAACCGAACCGUUUUGAAGAAGUGGCCUGGUCGAAGUACAACCCCAAGGACCAGCUGUAUCUGCACAUCGGACUGAAGCCACGCGUUCGAGAUCACUACCGAGCCACUAAAGUUGCAUUCUGGUUGGAACUUGUGCCACAUCUACACAACAUCAAUGAACUCUUUCAGUACGUGUCCACCACGACCAAGAUCCCUCCCCAGGACACCACUCCCUUCUCCUACACCAAGCGCCUGUCUGGGAAGCUGUGGCCCUCCACCACACGGCACCCCGUCACCCCCAACACAAACAACAAGCAAGUCACUGACCAGCAGACGCCAGACAAGGAGGAGACCAGCGUAAUCAUUGAGACCAGGCGGGACUACUCCACGGAGCUGAGCGUGACUAUCGCCGUGGGCGCCUCGCUGCUCUUCCUCAACAUCCUGGCCUUCGCCGCGCUCUACUACAAGAAGGACAAGCACCGGCACGAGUCGAGCCGGCGGCUCAGCCCCCAGAGGAACCUCAGCAACGACAUCGCGCACAUCCAGAACGAGGAGCUCAUGUCCCUGCAGAUGAAGCAGCUGGAGCAUGAGCACGAGUGCGAGUCGCUGCAGGCGCACGACACGCUCCGGCUCACCUGCCCGCCCGACUACACGCUCACGCUGCGCCGCUCCCCCGACGAUGUCCCGCUAAUGACGCCCAAAACCAUCACCAUGAUCCCCAACUCGCUGGCAGCCAUGCAGCCUCUGCACCCCUACAGCCCCUUCAACUCACAGAACAACACCAGCAUCCCCCACGGACACUCCACCACCAGAGUAUAACUCAGCCGCAGACUGUGCCAUGCGCCAUCUCAGACUAUUUCGAUCUAAAAUAUGUACAGUAUAUAUCUGUGUCUGAGCAAAGACACAUAAAUGUUAUUUUGUUACGGAUUAUACUUAUGAAUAACAAAAAAGUGAACUUGACUAACAUUAAAAUAUAAAAGGUGAAUGUAGACAAUUUUUAGCAUUCGUAUCUUAUUUUGUGGAGAGACAGAGAGUGAGGCUCACUGGACUAAAACCCAAUAGAACAGGUUGAGUUUUCUCCAGUGUACUAAAGUGUUGAGACCACUAUUAACUGAGUGAGAACAGCGCUCUGUUUUCUCUCUCUCAGUGCCAUGAGGAUGUCAGUGUUUCAAUACUUUUGGAACAUCAAGCCCAAGUUGUUUACCUCUGAUGUGGGAGGAGUUAAUCAAGCGCCUGGUAUGCACACUGCAUGACUUUUAGAAUGGUAGAACCCAUGGUUUGGGUUUCAUACUGGACACUUCUACUUUUGAUAGCAAUCCUUAGGAAAUUACAAAGUUAAGAUGAUUUCUUUAUAAGAAUACCUGGGCAAUUGGCAAUCUAUGUGAUCCUUUGGGCAGAUCACAAGAAAACGAUCAUGUGUUGUUUGAGGUUUCUGUAGGAGAGAGGAUUGUAGACUUGCAUCAUCUUAAGAAAGUGAACAUUAUUUUUGCAUAUAGUCAUGUUAUGUUUAAUAUCAGAACAAUAUAUGUGCAUAACCCAGUAGAUGUGAUCAUUUGUAGAGCAAUGAUGCGGACAGAAUGUAGAUAACACAUGCUUUACACAUUUCAACAACAAAAUCAGGUUGUAGUGCAGUGAUAUCUAAUUCAUUUCUUUUUUCAUGAAGCGAUAGUAAUGUGAUUUCCCAGCCUGGACUGUAUAAUUUAAAUCUUUGUAUAAAAUGUGUAUAUAAUGGUGAGCACAAUGGCAAAACAAAAAUGAAAUGCUUUUAAUGUUGCUUUGCAUCAAAAUGUGAUUUAAAAGGGCCUGUGAUUUUUGAUCUAAUUGUCUGUAAAUGGCAGUGUCCCCACCCCCACAGAAAUCCUUAUUAUGUUUUAUUUGUUCUCUAUACCCAUAUUGCAUGAUUUUGUGAUUUUUUUUAUGCCAUCUGUUUUUCUUCCUUUCUAAAAAACACAGUGCUGGUUGAUUCCCAUUUAAACCAUGCUUUGUGUGUAUCAAUAGUUUUGAAGCUAUCCAGAUGGAUUACCUUUUGUUUUAUCUAAGGCAUCAAAAGGCUAAUCACUAGAUCAUAUGCAUCUUGAGAAGCAUCACAUUUUUGUAUUGGGAAUAAAAGAAUGUUACUUAAUUUAGUUAUUUUUGCCAAACAGUGUUGCUUCAGCAUAAAAUAAUUGCUUUGUAUAUUAUACAAAGUUGUAGUGAAUUGUGACAUCAGUAAUAGACAUGUGUAUAUAUAAAACAAAUGAAGUAUUACUUUUUAAAAAACAUCAAAUUUCAGGAUAAUUACUGUAUUCUUCUGAUAGUUUUUAAUUGACAAAGAUUAGAGUGAUAACCUGUGACUGAUAUCACAUCUAAAUGGUAGGCUUUCAGUGUCACACUGGACAAUUGGCGAACCUCCAUACUGUAACAUACGGUAUAAGUCAAGUGAGCUAUGUAGCUAACAAAAUUUCAUUAUUACUCAAUGUUAAGUGGCAUUUUAAAUGUUUGAUUGAUUUCCCACAUUAAUGUCAACACUGAGGGAAUCAGGGUGAAAUAUAAGAUAUUGUAUUUAAUUUUUGGUUUAAUUUCUCUUUUGGUUUCUAGGUGAUAUUGAUUGGGUUAACUUUGAGCUGGUCAAAUGUAUAAGACUGCUGAUUUUUCUAAAAUAAAAUAUCAUAGAUUUUA
This is a messenger RNA of Alosa sapidissima (American shad), 4792 nucleotides long. RefSeq names its product neuroligin 4 X-linked b (gene nlgn4xb). The coding region runs from base 491 to 2953 and encodes 820 amino acids. Gene Ontology annotation, molecular function: signaling receptor activity; neurexin family protein binding. Gene Ontology annotation, biological process: synaptic vesicle endocytosis; neuron cell-cell adhesion; modulation of chemical synaptic transmission. The record is from RefSeq and is a predicted model, not a curated record. Lineage: Eukaryota; Metazoa; Chordata; Actinopteri; Clupeiformes; Clupeidae. The transcript has 6 exons. Gene Ontology annotation, cellular component: synapse; postsynaptic specialization membrane; cell surface.